Messenger RNA from Prosopis cineraria, 1979 nucleotides. RefSeq lists its product as uncharacterized. The record is from RefSeq and is a predicted model, not a curated record. The transcript is spliced from 6 exons. The coding region runs from base 215 to 1687 and encodes 490 amino acids. Lineage: Eukaryota; Viridiplantae; Streptophyta; Magnoliopsida; Fabales; Fabaceae.
AGCCUCUAAGUAUACUACAAGCAGCACGCAUGAAAAUUGUGAGACUGUGCAAGCAGAAGAUAACAUAGACACAACUUUUGAAGCCAGUUUGACAAAUGUUGCUAUAGAAAAGGCACAAACUGCAUUAGAAAAUGAGCUUGCUGACGAGCUUCCCUCAAAAAAGACUGUUGAAGCAGCAGAUCCAAAUGAGGAAGUUGAACUGGCUUCUGAAUCCAUGGCUAAAGAUCGAAGUGACGAAAAGAUUUAUCAAGCUAAGGAAAAAAGCAACUCUGACGACAAUGUUUCUGAAUCUAGAGAAAACGUUCCAGAUAAAAAAUUUCAAAGUGGAAUACAGGGAGAAGUUGGCAUGCAAUUUGAAGUUGAGCGCCAUACGAGUGUCAUAAGAGAUGCAGAUGCUGUGGUGAUUGGGGGCAGUACUGACAAUGUCCCUGCUGCAACUGAAAAGGCCAAUGAAAGUGAAAAAAUCCUAGAACACAGCCCAGAGCCUACGAGCAAUCUGAAGGAAUCUGACAGCUUAUCUGCAUGUUAUGGAACCGUUAAUGAGGCUACAGCAACAAACUCAGGGUUUAUAGAACAGGGUGAAAAAAUGGAUUUAGUGAGGGAAAGAGAGUUUAGACUCUCGGAGAAUCUUACCAAGGAAAAUGAAGACUUUUCUUUGACUACCAUAGAAGCAUCAGAGGAAGGAGAAGCUAAAAAAAUUUUGGAUACCAUUGAUUCAGAAGAUAGUAGGGACAAGCAUAUCCAAGGAAUUGCAGAACGUGGAUGGGAGAUGGGUCAAGAGGCCAGUGACAAAGCUCCUACAACAGGAGACGAACAAAGUGCAAUGGAACAUUCCAUCAAGAAUAGUAGCACAGCGUGUCAAACUGACAGUAACGACAAUCAGCAUGAAGAGAAGUCAGAAGCAACUGAGAACGGGAAAUAUGAUAACACUAAAGCCAACCACCCUCCAGAUGAUAAAGAUGGAAAGAAUGUCAUGAAGGCAGAAACAAAGCUAACCCAAGAAAAUGCAGGGGCUGAGCCACAAAUCACAGGCAGAAGAACAGAGGUCUUGGUCCAAGGUGAAAAGGACCAGGAAGUGGAAGCCGACAGGCCACAGAAAGAACAAAUUAACACAACAGAAGUAAGUGAAUCCACGGGAGAAAUCCAAGAGCUAGAGGAAGCCGCCUUGGGAGAAGUGGACAUAAAUGCCACCGAAAAAGAAGAUGCUGAGACCAGAGAGACAAAAGAAGAUACAGAGAGAGGCCUUCAAAAGCCAGCUGGAGAAACCGUGCCGGAAGUUCAACUCGAAAUAGCAGAGUCCACAAAUAUAACAAUGGAAAGCACACGAACUGAAGAAGGAAACGCUGCGUCGUCUACAGAAGAACAUCUGCGAGCAGCUAAACACGUGGAUCACGUAACAGACUCGGCAGAGAAAGCUCAAAAGGCAGAAACCUCACAAUGUGGGGAGACCAAAGAAGAGUGUGAAAAAGACAAUGGCGUAGAUGGAAACCAAACAAUGGAGCCAUUACGGUCUCAUGAUUCCGCCAUGGUCGAAACUCUUAAAGACCACGAGGAAGCCAGAGUUAAGCACAAGAAAUCUCAUAACAUCUUAUCAGGCGUUGGGUCAAAGGUCAAGCAUUCGAUUUCCAAGGUGAAGAAAGCUAUUACAGGCAAGUCUUCACAUCCCAAGACAACGUCACCAAAAUAACGAAAGCAAUCGGCCUCUACAGCUCUGCUCCUGUAAAACAGAAAUACAUAGCAUUGCGUGAGCUUGUUCACCGUUUGAAUUGCUUUUUUUUUUUUUAAUACCGAAGAUUUGAUUGUUCGAAAUACUACAAAUAAAUGGUUUGGGUUUGGUGCGCAUGCCGGUAUGCUGAGACUUGCGUUUGAGGGAUUUCGUUCUUCAUUUGGUGGCUUGCAUUUUUUUGAAGCACUGUAAAAAUUAUGAGGGAAUAAUUGUUGUAUAGAAUAAUCAAGAAAGGUUUUGCCUCUUCAUUUCA